Messenger RNA from Sinocyclocheilus anshuiensis, 1513 nucleotides. Its product is annotated as ATPase family AAA domain containing 3B. The transcript is spliced from 12 exons. The coding region runs from base 125 to 1513 and encodes 462 amino acids. The record is from RefSeq and is a predicted model, not a curated record. Gene Ontology annotation, molecular function: zinc ion binding; ATP hydrolysis activity; ATP binding. NCBI's taxonomy places the organism in Eukaryota, Metazoa, Chordata, Actinopteri, Cypriniformes, Cyprinidae. Gene Ontology annotation, cellular component: mitochondrion. Gene Ontology annotation, biological process: mitochondrion organization.
CGCGGCGGCGCGUCAGGAGCAGUGCGCAUGCGCAGAGCGCGGCGUGACACUCGUGGAGUGGAAGUGUGUGAUCGGUGAUCCCGGCGGCUUCAUCAGUGUGUGGGAGAGUGUCUGUCGGCGGGUCAUGUCGUGGCUAUUCGGGCUCAAUAAAGGUCAGAGCGGCGCUCCGCCGGACGCUCCGGUUCCGCCCACUCCUCCUCCUCCUCCCGCCGGCGGCUCCGGUUCCGGUUCGGGCGACAGACCCAAGGACAAAUGGAGCAACUUCGACCCGACGGGGCUGGAACGCGCGGCGCAGGCGGCCAAAGAGCUGGACCGAUCACAUCACGCCAAAGAUGCGCUGGAUCUGGCGCGCAUGCAGGAGCAGACCGUUCAGCUGGAGCACCAGACCAGAAUCAAGGAGUACGAGGCAGCGGUGGAGCAGCUGAAGGGCGAUCAGAUCCGCAUCCAGGCAGAUGAGCGCAGGAAGACUCUGAACGAGGAGACCAAACAGCACCAGUCGAGGGCGCAGUAUCAGGACAAGCUGGCACGGCAGCGGUAUGAGGAGCAGCUCCGGCAGCAGCAACUGUUGAACGAGGAGAACCUGCACAAACAGGAAGAGUCUGUGCAGAAGCAGGAAGCCAUGAGGAGAGCGACCGUCGAGCACGAGAUGGAGCUGCGGCACAAGAACGAGAUGCUGCGCGUGGAGGCGGAGUCUAAAGCUCGCGCACGCGUGGAGAGAGAAAAUGCUGACAUCAUCCGCGAGCAGAUCAGACUGAAGGCGGCCGAGCACCGACAGACCGUCCUCGAGUCCAUACGGACGGCGGGUGCCGUGUUCGGUGAAGGUUUCCGUGUGUUUAUAUCGGACUGGGAUAAAGUGACAGCGACGGUGGCGGGACUCUCUCUGCUGGCGGUGGGUGUUUAUUCCGCACGUAACGCAACUGCUGUGGCCGGACGAUACAUCGAGGCGCGGCUAGGAAAACCUUCGCUAGUGCGAGAAACCUCACGAUUCACUGUGGUGGAAGCCCUCAAACACCCCAUCAAGAUGGCGAAGCGCUUGAAGAGCAAGCCGCAGGACGCGCUGGAGGGAGUCGUGCUCUGUCCGACGCUGGAGGAGCGUGUGCGCGACAUCGCCAUAGCGACGAGGAACACGCGACAGAAUCGCGGGCUGUACCGGAACAUCCUGAUGUACGGGCCGCCGGGGACGGGGAAGACGCUCUUCGCUAAGAAGCUGGCGAUGCAUUCUGGGAUGGAUUACGCCAUCAUGACGGGAGGAGACGUGGCGCCGAUGGGCCGAGACGGAGUGACAGCGAUGCACAAGGUGUUCGACUGGGCCGGAACCAGCGGCCGCGGGUCAGAGACACCACACCAGGACAAUAUACCACAUUAUUACCUCUACAAUUACAGUACCUUCAGUUAUAUAUAUAUAUAUAUAUUAUCAAAUGGCCAGAGUUUUGAGAACGCAGCGGACGCCCAGUUGCUUUUUGGGGGAUCCCAACCUGGUAAAGUACAGGUUUUCCUGGAAGCUGUGGUGUAG